UCUCCCAACCAUCGUCCUCUCUCUCUCUCUCUCCUCUCUCUCACGUUCUCACGCGCGACGAGCGGAGCGGCCGGGGGCGUUGCGCGUCGGGCGGACGGAGCCGGCGAUACGGUGAUCACGCGCGGCGGAGGAGUGAGUGGGCGACGGUGCGCCGCGCCAGACCGUGCUCCUCCGGCCCUGGACGAGGGGGGGAGGGGGGGGGCGACGGCGCGCGCCGACUCAUCAUCUGACGUGCGUGCCGGUCUCCGGGUGGGUGGGCUGACCAGCUCGGUUUCGGGGGGGCGGGCGAUCGCGCGGGCAGUGGAGCGGGGGCGUACGUGCAGCGGCGCCUCUGGGGCUCCGGCUGGCCGGCCCCCGCCCUGGGGGGCACAGCGGCGCAGGCGUGAGGGAGUUGGAGAAGCCUUUGUUUUGAUAGAAGUGAGGAUGCCUGGAAUUCUCCAGUUGGUGUGCUUUAUGUGAUGCACCCAUUAACAUUUUUCACCAAUAUCAUUGGUGUGGUGACUAUUGUUCUAAUCUCCAUAGUCUCCAUCUUGGGCAUUAUCUGCCUGUGCCACUCGGUGAACUUCCAACUGUUGAUCAAACGGCGAAGGAGAAAUUACUAUCGAGCAAACAACGAGCAGCUUAGCUACUUCAAUGGUCCAUGGCUGACUCGCAUAACAUUAAUACUGGUUGCAUUAUGGUGGGGUGUUGGAGAGGUGUUGCGGCUCACAUUUGUUAAUGGAGAGGGGAGGUUCAUUUCUGAUCAGACAUGGCAAGCCAAUGUAUGCAAGUUUUACAUCGUCUCAAAUUUGGGGUUUGCAGAACCAGGAUUGUUCCUGUUGCUAGCUUUCCUGCUAAGCGCAGCUUUGCAAAAUCAAGAAUUUGGUGCCUUAAAUCGUAAAUGGAACCAGAAGACUAUAUGUGCAGUGUUUAUGCUCUGCUCGCCCUCACUCAUAUGGGAAGCUUGUGUAGUUUUUAUUGGUCCUCAUGUUGCUUCAGAUGAUAGCCAGACAAAGGCUUCAAAAUACUGGUAUUCAGCCUCUACAGUCCACAAUGGCGAUGUUGCGUGCACAUACCCGUUGUUGAGCAGCAUAUUUCUUGGGGCGUUCUACACCGUGUUAACCAUUUAUGUCAUAUUUGUUGGUGGUCAGAUAUUAUCUUUAGCGAUCAACAAGGGGCUUCGUCGGAGGAUAUACAUGCUAAUUUUUGCCACCGGAAUAUUACUUCCUCGAGCUAUGUUUCUUGGAUUCUCGGUUCUUCCAUGGCCAGGCGAAAUAGUCCAUGAAUCUCUCGUAUUUAUCUCCUUCCUUGUGCUGAUGCUUGCUGCUAUGCUUGGUAUUGUUAUUCUGGUGUAUUUCCCAGUUGCGGAAACCUUUGAAGUAAGAGACCAAGAGCAUGUUGAGCUGCAAACAAGUCACCCAAUGCCGUUUGACGACUGUUAGCAUUGUGAUCUGACAUAUAUAUGUCAAAGGGCAAACUGUUGGGAGAUGCUUUGAUGGCUUCAUAUUUAUUCAUGUGGCUGUUGAGAGUUCUCCCCAAUUUUGUAAACAUAGAACAAACUUAGAUUAGGUAUAUUUCUCUGUCUUUUUUUGCCUCUUUUUUCUUCAUGCAUGUCAGCGUGUUGCCAUGAAGACAAGUAUACCCUGUAUAGUAGUUUCCAUAGGAUAGUAGUUUCUAUAGGUUAGUGAAAUGAUGAAGCAAAUCUUACCUUUUAUGUGUUGUACAUCGAGGAAAAACUUUAUGGCAUAGUUUGUGGUGGUUGUGAUGCGAUUAUCUUUUAAGCCAUCAUGAAAAUGAAAGUUCCUUGUUAAGGAAAAAAAAGAUUAG
Molecule: messenger RNA, 1806 nt
Organism: Oryza brachyantha (malo sina)
Lineage: Eukaryota; Viridiplantae; Streptophyta; Magnoliopsida; Poales; Poaceae
Exons: 2
Coding region: 459-1421 (320 amino acids)
Source: RefSeq, a predicted model, not a curated record